UUCUAUAACAGUUUAUUUAAGACCGAGAAUCAACAUUUUGCUGGUGGCAAUACUGAGUGGGAGGAGCGUAAGCUAGGAAAAUUUGCAAAGAGUGAAACGAGAUUGGUGGAGAUUUUGGAAAGUCUCUGUAAGCUAAAUGUCUUGAACAAUAGAGAAGGAUAUUCUGGCGUGAAAGACAUUGAAUUCAAGUGUCAAGAACUGGCAGAAGAACACGAAGAAACCCUUGAAAAUUGGUAUUUUCAUAAACAAAAUUCGGACCCUGACUUGCUUCACUGGCUUUGUUUCGACAGACUUGAACUGUGUUGUCUUCCUGGACAUUUUGGUAAAGAUUGUAAGGCGUGUCCGGGAGUUGAUCGUAACUUUACUGCUUGUUCAGGUCACGGAGAAUGCGAUGGGGAUGGGUCUCGUGAGGGUACCGGAAAAUGUCAGUGCAACCGAGGUUACGUAGGUUUUAUGUGUAGUAACUGUGAUGCUGAUUAUUAUCCUGUUGCAGGAAAAUGCCACCGGUCUUGUAGAGGAGGCUGUGUAUCAGAAGGCCCUAAAGGUUGUAAGGAGUGUCGGAAGGGAUGGAUUUCUGAUGAAGAAAAAGGAUGUGUAGAUGUCGACGAAUGUUUGGAAGGCAAUAAGUGCCUUGGAGAACAAGAAGUUUGCGUUAAUAAUGAAGGGUCCUAUUCGUGUGAGUGUAAAGAAGGGUAUGCGAGGGACCAUAAAGAGAAAGUGUGUAAAAUAGAUGUUAACGCAAACGACCCAUGGAUUCGUCCUGACAUCUUUCUUCGUUCUGUUUCCUUCACGGCUCUUUUUGUUUUAAUAUCACUGGUCGUUUGGUUACGAUCUAUUUCUUUAGCUGUAUUUGCUGGUUUCUGUCUUUGUUUAAUACUUUAUAUAGAAUUAUGGCUUGAUACCGAUUCUUUCUUUGAUGCUUUGCGUUGA
This is a messenger RNA of Enterobius vermicularis (human pinworm), 930 nucleotides long. The record is from the annotation of a GenBank genome assembly. NCBI's taxonomy places the organism in Eukaryota, Metazoa, Nematoda, Chromadorea, Rhabditida, Oxyuridae.